ACUUUUCAGCAAAUGUUCAACUGUUAUAUAUAGAUACCCACAGAGAAUAAAAAAUAUCAGUUGGCAUCUCAAUUAAGCAAAAUGAGUGAUGAAUUACAAAACUAUCAACUGCAGCUCCAACAAGUGGAAGCUGCUUUACUCAGUGAUCCAGACAAUCAGGAAUUACAAAAACUGAAAAUCGAUUUGAAUGAAGUAAUAGAUUUGACUUUAGACCUCAAAAACAAAGCUGAAGAAGCAGCUAAUCAACCAGAAUAUACAGAGCCAGUUGGAGUUGCUGAGGACGAUGAAAUCACGAAGUCGCUGCUUGCUGUUGAAGAAUUUGUUGCACGAAAUAGGGCGAAGAAAAUGUGGCGAGUGGGAGAUAUUUGUAUGGCAAAAUGGAGUGAAAGUGGACAAUAUGUUGAAGCUCGGAUCGAUGUCAUCAAUCCUGAUGGUCAGGUAAAUGUUACAUAUGAAGCUUAUAAGAAUCGAGGUGUUACUACUCUAUCAGAACUUCGUGAAUUCACAGGUCAGAAACGAGUACUCUCUGAAUCUGAGAAAAUGAAGAAAGCAAAGAUGCAUAACAAAGAAUAUUUGAAAAAGAAAAAACUCAAGAAACAACAGAGAUUCAAAGAGUUGGAAGAGGAGAGGGAGUGUGAAAAGAAGAAGUGGCUUGCCUUUGCCAAUAAAGCUGUCAAAAACAAGAAAACAGGCCUAAAGUCAAAAAGCAUAUUUGCCUCUCCUGAUUCAGUUAAUGGUCGUGUAGGAAUUGGAACCUGUGGGAUAAGUGGUAAACCUAUGACUGAAUUCACUACUGCUGAGAAGUGGAGAAAAGGUGUUUGAGACUAUGAACAUUAUAAAAUUUAGGUUAUACUCUCAAGAAUUAUCAUUUCUGAACAAUAAAAGGAAGCUUUUGUAA
Messenger RNA from Phaedon cochleariae (mustard beetle), 898 nucleotides. The record is from the annotation of a GenBank genome assembly. Lineage: Eukaryota; Metazoa; Arthropoda; Insecta; Coleoptera; Chrysomelidae.